AUGAAUUCCCGCUUGACAUCAACCCUCUUGACGCGCUCCCUCAAAUCCAGAAGAUUCUUCUCAACCCUGAGUUCUUCGUCACCCCCGGAGCCCUCCCCCAAAUUCACCCAAACUUUAGAAGGUCUCAGACAGCGGCUGGCAGCUGAUUCACCGACCCUAUCCGAUUUCGUGAGGCUGCAGGAUGAAGGUGAGUAUUCUGUGGAAGUUGGUACCAAGAAGAAGCCAUUGCCGAAGCCAAAAUGGAUGAAGGAAUCCAUCCCGGGUGGGGACAAGUAUAUCCAAAUUAAGAAAGUUUUGAGGGGGUCGAAACUUCAUACUGUUUGUGAAGAGGCCAAAUGUCCUAAUAUAGCGGAGUGUUGGUCUGGUGGUGAGACAGGUACUGCCACAGCUACGAUCAUGAUUCUUGGUGAUACUUGCACUCGAGGAUGCAGAUUUUGCAAUGUGAAGACCUCUCGUGCUCCGCCUCCUCCUGAUCCAAAUGAACCCACUAAAGUGGCUGAGGCAAUUGCCUCGUGGGGUUUGGAUUAUGUUGUUAUUACCAGUGUUGACCGCGAUGAUUUACCUGAUCAAGGAAGUGUUCAUUUUGCGGAAACUGUACAGAAGCUGAAGAUACUGAAGCCAAAAAUGCUCAUAGAAGCUCUAGUUCCAGACUUUAGAGGAGAUCACAGCUGUGUGGAGAAAGUAGCAACAUCUGGACUAGAUGUUUUUGCUCACAAUAUUGAAACUGUCGAAGAGCUUCAGCAUGUAGUACGAGAUCGUCGUGCCAAUUUUGAGCAAUCAUUGGAUGUUCUUGUGAAAGCUAAGGAAUAUGCCCCUGCUGGUACAUUGACCAAAACAUCAAUAAUGUUAGGGUGUGGAGAAACACCUGACCAAGUGGUAAAAACAAUGGAGAAGGUUAGGGCAGCAGGUGUUGAUGUGAUGACAUUUGGUCAGUAUAUGCAACCUUCCAAGCGUCACAUGCGUGUAUCUGAGUUUAUUACUCCGGAAGCCUUUGAGAAAUACCGAGUUCUCGGUAUGGAUAUGGGUUUCAGAUAUGUGGCAUCUGGUCCAAUGGUUAGGUCCUCUUACAAAGCGGGGGAAUUCUAUAUCAAAUCCAUGAUUGAGAAAGAUCGUGCUGCAUCAGCUGUAUGA
Messenger RNA from Oldenlandia corymbosa var. corymbosa, 1131 nucleotides. NCBI's taxonomy places the organism in Eukaryota, Viridiplantae, Streptophyta, Magnoliopsida, Gentianales, Rubiaceae. The record is from the annotation of a GenBank genome assembly.